AUGCCGCACGCACAGAAAGCGUCCAUCGACGAAGAGAUGCACGAACUCAACGCCGAGGCCGACUUCCUCGAGGAGAAGACGACGGUGACACGCUCGGCCAACGGCGAGGACGCCAAGAUCCACCACCACGGCUCGGACCCGGACGCACAAGCAAUGGUCAUCGACUCCCUUCGGGCGCAGGUGCAGGACCUCUUCACCCAAGUCUCGCAGCUCAACGGCAAGCUCGUGCGCUCCUACGACCGCGUCUCCGACCUGGAGGAUGAGCUGCACGUUACGUCCUCCAACCUCCGCCAGGCGACAAUCAAGGUCUCCCAGCUCGAGCUCGAGCGCACCCAGCAUCUCUCUGCACUCAGCACCGGGCUCCUUGUCGAGAAGUCGCAUGUCACUACCGAACUCAACCGCCUCAUGGAGAAGGCGACGGAGGAGGCUGCGCGACGUGGCCAGGCCGAGACUGCGCGGGCGACGAUCGAACAGGAACUCGACGACCUCUCCGCCGGGCUCUUCGACCAGGCGAAUCGGAUGGUCGCGCAGGCGCGCAUCGCGGAGGCACGCAGCGCUCGCAAGCUGGAAGAGACGGAGGCGGCGCUACAUAGUGCGGAGGAGGUUGUGGGGGCGCUACAGUCGCAGAUGCAGAUGCUUGAGUCAGAGAAGGAGGUCGUAGACCGCCGGAUGGAGGGGAUGCGCAUACGGAUGGGCAAAGGCAAGUGGGUCGACCGGUCCCCGGACAGGACGCGUUCGAAGGGGCAAAGGCUCUUGUCGACGCACCUCCCCUACCACGAGUUCCUUGUCUUUGUCUCCCACCUACGCACACUCCGCACCGCGUCAUCACAACCUCCAUCGAUGUCGACCCUUCUGCCACUGCCCUUCAUUGCACGACUGGUCACGGAAGACUCCGAUCCUACAGUGCGACUCGACCUCGCACCGUCGCUGAAUUGGUUGUCGAGGCGGUCCGUCAUUGCCGCGAUACACUCAGCUCAACUCACGGUGGAACCGAUGCAAUUCACUACCUUGCUGGAGGAGCUGGCUCCGCCGAAUAUACCCUCACACUCCCACCAUACCCACAUUGUAUGCGCCCUUUGCGGGGUGCCGAUCUACUCUUCCGGAGACUCUCCUGCGGGCACGCCGACGACCCCCAAUCCCUCCAAGACUGUCUCACACAGCGCAUCAUGGUCCACGACGCUCUUCAAGAACGUCCGUGCCGGAGAUCUCUCUUCCUUGACUGGCCCCAGUCGACAACUGUCCCUCCAGGCUGGCGCUCCCUGUACAGAACCGCCGGUACAGGUGUACAUCUUCCGCAUUGAGGCCGCAUCGUCCAGUCUUCCGGUCUCCCUCCCUCUUUCCGCCCAGUCCCCAGCCAACCCCGGAACGCGACAGUCCAUCUAUCCCCUCUGCAGCUCCGGCUGGUGCUUGACGCGUUUACGCGCAACGUGCUCGCUAUGGGCCUUCGUUCGCACUAGCGUCGUGGAGAAGAUCUGGGAGGAGGCGCCACUGGUCAUGUUUAACGGCGCUACUAAGCCUGGUGUCAACGGCCAGGUCAACGGGGCCGCGAAUGGCGUCGUUGCGGAUGAGCACCCCACCCCAGCUUUGCAGACGCCUCCAAAGCGGACCAAGAUCGGUUUAGGGAACCUUUGGGGGUCAAUGCAACGUAGUCUCAGCGGUGUUCGCGAGGUGGGCUCCAAAACUCCCGAACCCGUGCCUGUACCACCCAAGGCCGACGGAAGGCCAACGCUGCCGCCUCGCGACCCGUCAAGGAAGUCGCUGCCCCCGCCCCCGCCUACACAUCCGACGGUCACGCAUCAGCCGAAGCCACGACGGGUGCCGCCCCCGUUCAAAGAAGGUUCUCCUGGAGUCGAGGGUUCGCCUGCCGCCUCACCUGCGCCUCCGUCAACCACUUCGUCUCCCGCGCCUGUGGUGAGCGCGGCCGCAGCGCCACCGCCUCUGCCCAAAAGGAACAGGGAACGCGUUGCUACUCUUGUCAACCCUGAACUGGAGCAGAAGUCCGAGGCGAAUGGCGCGUCUCACGAAGAGGUCAAGCCAGUAGUAGAACCUGCUCCUCCUACGUCCGAGGGUCCCGAGGCCACCAAGGGGGCUCCAGCAGAAAAAUCCGCGCCUGAAGUUGAUGCACCGCCAACCCCUGCUGCCCCCGCUCCUGUUGAUGCUACUGAGCUCACUCCCACCCUAGUAGCGACCACUGGGACGCCGAAGCCAGAUACUUUGACCGCUCCAUCAAUCUCGAGGGCCACUUCCGCCGACUCCUUCGCUUCGGCCACCGAAGGUCUCUCGUCGCCGGCGUCCUCCGCUGGGCCUGACCUUGCUUCAGACGAUGUUCCCGCACUGCAGGAAUUGACGCCGACUUCGAAGACCCCAACGCUUCCAGACAUGUUUGUUCCUGCUCCUGCUGCCCCUGCCCCUGUCCCUGAUGCGACCUCCGCCGCCGCCGCUGCCACCGUCCCCAAGGACGACAAGCCGCCCUCGCGGACCUCCUCCCCUGCGCCACCGCCCCUGCCUCGACGCGCCGCGGCCCGCGGACGGCCAACCUCCAUGCUCGCUCAGCAGGCCGACGGCGAGAAGCGCAGCAGCCUCGAUGCCGCACCCGCGUCCCGCGGCUCUACGGACGUCCCCGCCGCCGAAGUGCCAGCUCCUGUUGAGCAACCCGCGCCCGCGCCGCCCACCUCGGCGCCGGAACCCGAGAAGGGGGCGGAGAAGAAGGAAGAGGCUGUCGAGAACGCCGCGCCCGUCGCUGAAGCCACGCAGGUCGUCGCCCCGGCGGCAGGGGUCGAGGCCAUUGCGGCGUUCGCUGCGGUCGAGGAGAAGGCUGUCGAGCCUGAGCAUGUCGUUGAGAAGGCGGUUCCUGCUGAGGCUGAACCUUCCUCUGAGGUCGCUCCUGUCCCGGAAGCCCUUCCUGUCGUCGUCGCAGAAGACCUUCAAGAAUCCGAGGCGCCAGCGGAGACCGAAAAGCCUCACAUCAACGGCGAGGUCGCCCCAUCCGAGACCGAGCACACCGAAAAGUCGGAGGUCUCGCAGACGGACGCGGAGGACGCCCUGUCGCCCGAGCCGGAGGACAACGGGCAGUUCGUCGGCGACGCGACGUGGGAGGAGCGCACGUACAAGGAGCUCAUGCGCCUGCGCGAGGAGAUGUUCUGGGCGCGCAUGGGUGCGGUCGUGGCGUAG
Messenger RNA from Epithele typhae, 3171 nucleotides. RefSeq lists its product as uncharacterized. Lineage: Eukaryota; Fungi; Basidiomycota; Agaricomycetes; Polyporales; Epitheliaceae. Gene Ontology annotation, biological process: exocytosis. Gene Ontology annotation, molecular function: guanyl-nucleotide exchange factor activity. Gene Ontology annotation, cellular component: Golgi to plasma membrane transport vesicle; cell tip. The record is from RefSeq and is a predicted model, not a curated record. The transcript is spliced from 2 exons. Bases 1 to 3171 code for a protein of 1056 amino acids.